AUGAAGGGAAUUCUGAGGGCCUCGGCGUUGUUUUUGGGGUCGCCCUGCAUGGGAAUUGCAACUGCUUCUUUGCAAUCGCCCGAUACUUACUCCAUCCGCAUCAACACCCCCAAAGGCGGCCUCAUAGACAAUGACGCGAUUCUCGCAGGUAAAACAAAUGACACCACAUCAGCAGUUCCCAGAUCCAGCUCCGCCGGUACCAAUGGCGUUCAGAUAACGCAACAACACCCCUCGUCGCAGAUUCUUAAAGUUCAAGUAUCCAGCUCAAACCACUCCGCGAUCGGCGCUCGUUUCACCACAUCCAAAGAUGGGCUAUUUUACGGCGUCUGGGAAUAUCCAUUUUCCAACCAGCUCACAAAUCAAAAUAUAACAUUUGACUUAAAGGGCAUUGGUAACGCCGAGGGAAUCAAUUGGGCAAGUGCCCGCGCACCAUUCUUCAUCAGCACUGAUGGGUCCGGAUAUGGCGUCUACAUCGACACCCUAGCUAUGGGCUCCUUCUCCUUCUCCUCAGGACAAGCACAGUUUAUCUUCAAUACAAGCAAUCUUCUCUACUACAUCAUCCAGCCUGAUCGCCCGGGAGAUUACAAAUCAAUUAUAACACAAUACACAGCUCUAAGUGCGAGAAUUGAGAUGCCUCCUGACUCUGGAUAUGGCCCGAUCUUUUGGAGUGAUGAUUUCGAGCAGGAUUUCCACGAGGGUGUCACAAAUGCGGAGGAGAACUACUAUGAUGUUGUCAAUCAUCUUUAUUCCAAUAAAAUAAGGGCAACCGCGAUGUUUGCAGAUCGCCCAUAUGGGACGGGGAACUGGUCCUUUGGCAAUUUUGAUUUCGAUCCGAAGUAUUAUCCAAAUCCCAAAGAAUUUAUUGCGAAUUUGUCGGCAUCUGGAUUUGAUUUACAGGUCUGGGUGGCCAAUCGAGCAUUCCUCUAUACGGAACUUUACAAUGUCUCUGUGGCCAAUAGCUGGCUCUUUACUAACCAAGAUCCACACCAAUACCUCGGUCCAGCGCUCAAUCUCUCUAUACCAGCCGCAUACGACUAUUUCAAGGAGCAUUUGAAGGCUUUCACAAAUCUGGGCGUAAAGGGCUAUAAAAUUGAUCGAGGCGAGGAAGAUGAAAUGCCAGUAUACGAGCAAAAUAUCCAAAUGGGCCUGUUCGAACAAAUUUGUUACGACAACAUGGUUGAGAAAUGGGGAAAAGGGAACUUCUACAACUUCGCCCGCAGCGCCGUCGACCGCUCCCGCGCUGUCACCCACAUCUGGAACGGCGAUUCUCAUUCCGACUUCACAGGGCUCGCAUAUUCUGUGUCCUCUGGUAUUCGUGCAGGUUUGCUCGGAUACUCGAUGUGGGGUUCCGAUACAGGAGGGUAUUCACGUGGGCCGGACGACCCAAGUGAAGAGUUAUGGGCUCGUUGGAUGCACUUCAGUGCCUUCUCAACGAACUAUGAGAUCAUGGUGGGAUCAAAUCAUACGCCCUGGUACUCCCCAUAUACACCUCGUCUAGUCAACGUCCUGCAGCAGACAGCCCAGCUUCAUACUGAGCUUGUGCCUUAUAUCAAGUCUUCCAUGUACCAGUCGACAAAAACAGGUGUACCAGUCAUGCGCGCUCUGUUGCUGGAGUUUCCACAAGAUAAGAAGGGGUAUGAAAUUACGGAUGAAUAUUCCUUUGGGGAUGCAUUCCUGGUUGCACCUAUUGUCAGUGAGGGAGGUAAGAGGGAUGUGUAUUUCCCCACCGGGAAUUCCUACCUCGACUACCCCUAUACCAACGCAUCCAAAGUCUAUGCCGGAGGAAGCACCCGCUCCUUCUCAAUGGAGCUAGAGAACUCACCGACAUUUGUCCGCGAAGGUGCCAUAGUUGCCCGGGGGGAUAUUUUCCAGGGGAAUGCUAAGUGGGAAAAGAAAUGGGAACCGUGGCUGGAGAUUGAGAUUUUCCCAAGUUGGAAUAUCAAGGAGAGUGUGUUCGAGUAUUACAGUGCAGGAAAGAGGAAGGAUGUUGCUGAGAUUUCGGUUCAGAUGAUAAAAGAGGGGAACAGCGUAAAGAUCGAGUAUGAUGAUUUGGGUACUAAGGGGAUGAUUGUGGUGCAUGGGAAAGGGAGAGAUUAUACGUAUAAGUUGGAGAGAGGGGGCGGUGAGGUGGUGGUUAGGGACUUUGACAGUCUGUUUGGGCGAUAA
Venustampulla echinocandica is the source of this 2166-nucleotide messenger RNA. RefSeq names its product Glycoside hydrolase family 31 protein. Gene Ontology annotation, biological process: carbohydrate metabolic process. Gene Ontology annotation, molecular function: hydrolase activity, hydrolyzing O-glycosyl compounds. NCBI's taxonomy places the organism in Eukaryota, Fungi, Ascomycota, Leotiomycetes, Helotiales, Pleuroascaceae. The record is from RefSeq and is a predicted model, not a curated record. The transcript is spliced from 4 exons. The coding region runs from base 1 to 2166 and encodes 721 amino acids.